Molecule: messenger RNA, 429 nt
Organism: Paramecium sonneborni
Lineage: Eukaryota; Ciliophora; Oligohymenophorea; Peniculida; Parameciidae
Source: the annotation of a GenBank genome assembly
AUGGAAUAAUUUUAAUUAGCAUCAGCAAUAUUUUUGAAGGAAUUUUUGAAGAUAGUUGAUUUUUAGAAUGUGAAUAUUGAUAGUAUAAAUGAACACAUAGAAUAAUUAAAAAGUUAAAUAUUAUAAAAUCAAUAAUAAAUUGGAAAUUUGAAAGAGGAAUAAAAUAUAGAUUAGUAAUUGUAAUUAUUGGAAUUAGAGGAAUGUUUUAAAUAGAAAAUAAAAAAAAAGUAAAAAAAUAAAUAGAAAAAUAAUACUUAAAAGUAUUUUUAUUGUUCAAAAUGUAAUAAGAGAUUCAAUCAUCCUUCAAGUUUAUCAAGACAUAAGAAAAAUUAGCAUAAAAAUGUAAAAUAAGAUAUGAUUGACAUAAAGUAACUUUAAAGUUAACAAUAAGGGGAAGUUAUAAUUAAUUUGACGGAUCUCGAAAUUUGA